Spodoptera littoralis (African cotton leafworm) is the source of this 2241-nucleotide messenger RNA. Lineage: Eukaryota; Metazoa; Arthropoda; Insecta; Lepidoptera; Noctuidae. The record is from the annotation of a GenBank genome assembly.
AUGAUCUCAAAGCGCAGAGGCGUGCGCGCGCGCCUCGCGGAUGAGUUCUACACGUAUUGUGCGUUUUGGGUCGCUGUGUCUACUCUACCUGUGCUUGCCGUUUCAUACAUUGUCGUACGAGUAAGCAAAUACCUCUGGCUGAAGCUACUGUCCAGCAGGUAUCCACACCUAGAAUUCAUAUGGACAGACACAGUGCGCACUCUACUCGAUACUCACAGAAACCAGGGAAUCAUCAAUGUUUUACUCUCUGUAAAAGGCACAUUAGAUCCAGAACAAAUAAAGAAUCAUCUAACUGACCAUGUAAUCAACAAACGGGAUAAGAAUGAUGGCCUCAUGUUCCCGAGACUGCGGCAUCAGCUGGUAUCAAGAUGGGGGAACUAUGCGUGGAACCCCAGCGUGGUAUUCAGGCCUGAGAACCACUUCAUUGUGGCCAGCGCCGUCUAUCGGGGGCGACAAGUCGGCGAGCAUAAUAUUCAGGAAUACGUGAGUGAUAUUGUAUCAAAAUACUUCGCAAGCGAUCAAUCUCCGUGGCAGUACAUCGUCAUCCCGUGCGUGUCUGCAGAACCGAAGUACUACAUUCUAGUCCGCGUACAUCACCUCCUACUCUCAGGGAAGAAGUCUCUGAACAUCGGAGACUUGCUCCUCAUGGAACAGAUCAACCCUUCCGACAGAAUCAUUGUAUCACCGGCAGAGUACACACAACAGAGUCCAUUAACACAACUGUCCCCCUCACCAUCAGCUAUUCCUGAGCUAUGGGGCAAAGUCAAUGAGAACCUAUCGAAUGCCUGGAAUGAGUUCGUAUCAGAAUACGACCCAGUAGAAAGUCCAAGAGCCCUAAAAACUCUACCUGGAGCAUUCCACGUGGCAGGUCUAGUUCUAAUAGCAACUGUGAGUGCAUUGAGAGAACUUAACAAGAAGUCUAAUGGCAGAGAUACGUCUUCAGAAGCUCCUGUCACUGCACUGACACUUUUAGCGGCAAUCCAAAGAGAAUGCAACAGGAGGAAUUUAACUAUACCAAAGAUAAUCAUAUCACCACUAAUAACAGCGGACCCUAGAAAAUGGCCGGGAAUGGCAAUCGGUGCAAUUUUCACAUCAAUGCGUCAGUUCUUUGUACUGCCGCUUCGCGUUCGCAACGAACUGAUUGCUUUGAACGAGUUACGAAGUUGUGGUCAUGCGAGACAACCAGACACCCUGACGUGGAAGUAUGCAGAGCUGGCGCAGCUGUGCGUGGCUGCUGUUAGCGAGGCUUGCCAAGGAGUACUCGAAGUAUAUCGUGCUCCCGCCAGACUUUGGACUGAUACGAUCGGAGCUGACGAUGGGAACCGACAUGUGCUGCAGACCGUGUCUUUGUGCGGGAGAAAGGUAACAGCAUGGUCUCGGCCUGUGCCUCGAGCGGGAGUGGAGCGCGCAGCUCGAGCGCUCGACGUGUCCUCAACUGACAUAGCGCUGUACGCCGUCACAGAAGCAUUGAGGGCUUUCUUCGACAACUCACAGUCACACGCACCUGAGUCUGUUCUCACAACCGCACGAGCAGCACAUGAGGACUUCCUCUACACCUUCGCCGAAGGACACGGAAAGAGUUAUAAGAAGUCACAAACUGGAGGUAUGGUAUGUCUGUCACUGACGCCGGGUGCGUCACCGCGUCGUGUGAGUGCUGUAGUGCGGCGCGCAUGCGAGCGACAACGCGCGCUUGCAGCUGGUUGGGCGGCGCAAGCGCGGUUUGGAGCGUUGACGCGCGCAAUACCAUCUCCACUCGCACGUCUGAUACUUAACCUAGUGUCACGACGUUAUGCGCUCUCUUACGCCGAGAUUGACGCGCCGCCACACACGCCUCCACGACAUACGCUGUGGGGACAAGAGGUCGAUGCCGUCGUGUAUUGGAGGCCUCCUCAAGCGAAUAUAAGUAUGUCGCUAACCGUGAUUCAGUACGCGGACACCGUACGUCUAGCAGUAAUGGCGGACGCACGGCUGGUGCCGUCUCACAUCAUUCCGGCCACUCGCUGGCCUACCGCUAUCGAACAGCUAGUCGCUAAGAUCGACCAGGAAAUCGCCAAGAUCACUGCUAGAGCGCACCUUGCCGCUGGAACUGUACCACGGAUUAUUACCCCAGAAGAGGUACCAAGUACUAGCGCGGAGAGUCAAGAAGAUACCGAAGAUGCAGAAGACUCUGGAGAUACUUUACGACCUCCACCGACUACGGCAGUGAGCCCACCUCCCAUGCGCCGACGUAUAGCCAACUAG